This is a messenger RNA of Monascus purpureus, 1284 nucleotides long. The record is from the annotation of a GenBank genome assembly. NCBI's taxonomy places the organism in Eukaryota, Fungi, Ascomycota, Eurotiomycetes, Eurotiales, Aspergillaceae.
CGGAGUAUCAACAGUACUCUCCACGAAAAGAAAGCUGUCCAGCACAUUUGGGGAUCACAUGCCGUUCCAUUGGACAAGAUGGCCGAGGUACCAUCUCGUAGGAAUGCCCCCAAACGCAAGGUCCGAGAAGUCUCUGAGGAUUCUCUCCCCCCAGCCAAGAAGAAACAGCUCGACGACGACUCGAACCAUGAAAGCACCAGCGGUAGACAACAUGCACACUCACACGGAGGUAAAAGAAAACCCUCCCAUGCUGCUCCAAAGGAACACAAGUAUCCCUCUGUCAAUGAGCUGAAGAGACGAAUCCGCGACGUUAAGCGUCUUCUCAACCGGGUCGAUCUGCCCGCGGACGCCAGAGUCGUACAGGAACGUGCACUGGCGGGGUACGAGAAGGAACUCCAAGAUGAGCUAAACAGACGGCAGAAGUCGGAGAUGAUAAGCAGAUAUCAUUUUGUUCGAUUUUUGGAGAGAAAAACCGCCACAAAGGAACUCAAACGGCUUCUUCGUCGUGAAAAGCAACUCCAGGACUCGAACAUGCCCUCCCCAUCUCGUGAAGACGAACUCAAGCAUCUCUCCCAACGAAUCCAUACCGCGCAAAUAAACCUCAAUUAUACGAUCUACUUCCCACUCACGGAGAAAUACAUCUCACUGUAUCCGAAUAAGAAGCUACGAAAAUCAACCACAGACGGUGACGACAGAGAGGAAGAAACCCAACAACAACAGAAGAAAGACGAUACGGGAGCAUCGGACUCGGAGACGCAAUCGAAUACUAAUACCAAUGAGACCCAUACUACCAAAGAAACAACUACUACGAAUGCAAAGAAUACAGACGAGAAACCACCCAUGUGGUAUGUAAUCGAGAAAUGCACGAAGAAAGGCCAGGAAACCCUCGACCUCCUCCGAGAUGGGAAACUGAAACUGAACUUGGAGGGCGAUAAUAGUACCUCCAACACGACAACUAUAACAACAUCAACAGUAAAUAAAAAGAAACAACAAGAAAGUCACAUAUCUGAGAAGAAAAAGAGGGAUGCACGUGCCGAGUCUGCGGCGAAACAGAAGAGCAGCAGUAGUAAAAAUACCCGGAACCGUGCUGAGAGGAGGAGGGAUGAUGCGAAACACGUGCAUAUCGGACAUGGUAAACAGAAGGAUAGUGACGAAGAGAGUGAUGGGGGCUUCUUUGAGGAGUGACAUGCUGGUUUUCUUGUUGAUCAUGUUGAGAAGCGAGGGAGACAGGGCUCCUGUAAAUACUUCAAUCAAAUAUCAUUUAUUCAGACAACCAUGUCGUUA